Pelobates cultripes (western spadefoot toad) is the source of this 318-nucleotide messenger RNA. The record is from the annotation of a GenBank genome assembly. NCBI's taxonomy places the organism in Eukaryota, Metazoa, Chordata, Amphibia, Anura, Pelobatidae.
AUGGAAGACACCCAAAACCCCAUGGAUCUGAAGGCGGUGGCCGCAUCUCUGGAAAAAGCUAUAGCCAAAGUAUUCCCAACGGCCUCUGAUCCUGUCAAGCCGGCCCCAAAGUGCUUCCAAGCCAGAGACGACUCAGACGAGUCAUAUGAUGCCUCCAGAGAGAGAGCACACCUGGCAAAACGCCAUUGGAAGGGUGAGGGCUCAAGGAAGGUCCCUGAUAAGCGCAAUAAGCGCCCAACAAUGACCACCCCUCCUCCUAUUCCAGAUGAUUCCUCGGAUGUGGAAAGAGAGGUACACAAUUGGGGCUCCAACGUCUAA